AUGAGCGCAUCUGAUAGGUGUGUCUUAUGCGGGGCUUCGGCAGAGACUAGUCUACAUAUAUGGAAGGAUUGCUCCCAUGCGCUCUCUCUUUGGAACUUAUUGGUUCCGCAGCAGAUUUGGGGUGAAUUUAGAGAGGGAGAGUUGGUACCUUGGUUGAAUUUCAACAUAUUUGGGAAUCGUGGGGAGAAUAAUACUGCUGGUACCUUGGCAGAUUUUGUUCACGGCAGCCUUGUGGUUACUUUGGAAAAGGCGAUCUCGGAGGAUUCAAGCUUGGACCCUUUGCAUCUCGCGAUUAAGGUAAGAGCUUUAGCGAGUGAAGUUGCUAUGGCAUUUGAAUGUCCUAUGCGUGGUGUGAAACCUCAAGUGCGGAUUGCAUGGCAGCCUCCGGAGGAUGGGUUUGUAAAGUUGAAUACUGAAGGGGCAGCUUGUGGGUAA
Messenger RNA from Striga asiatica, 435 nucleotides. The record is from the annotation of a GenBank genome assembly. NCBI's taxonomy places the organism in Eukaryota, Viridiplantae, Streptophyta, Magnoliopsida, Lamiales, Orobanchaceae.